Messenger RNA from Triticum dicoccoides, 1333 nucleotides. RefSeq names its product agamous-like MADS-box protein AGL66. Bases 65 to 1126 code for a protein of 353 amino acids. Gene Ontology annotation, biological process: positive regulation of transcription by RNA polymerase II. The transcript has 10 exons. Gene Ontology annotation, molecular function: protein dimerization activity; RNA polymerase II transcription regulatory region sequence-specific DNA binding. The record is from RefSeq and is a predicted model, not a curated record. NCBI's taxonomy places the organism in Eukaryota, Viridiplantae, Streptophyta, Magnoliopsida, Poales, Poaceae.
ACCACCCGCCGCUACCCCAGCCCCGCUCACCUCACCUCGCCUCGCUGACCGGCCGGCGACGACGAUGGGGCGCGUGAAGCUGGCCAUCAAGCGGAUCGAGAACAACACGAACCGGCACGUGACCUUCUCCAAGCGCCGGAACGGGCUCAUCAAGAAGGCCUACGAGCUCUCCGUCCUCUGCGACAUCGACAUCGCCCUCCUCAUGUUCUCCCCCUCCCGCCGCCUCUGCCCCUUCUCCGGCCGCCACGGGGUGGAGGAUGUGCUUCUCCGGUACCUCAACAUGUCGGACAACGACCGGGGCGAACCCAUCCAGAAUCGGGAGUACCUCAUCAGCAUGCUCCAGAGGCUCAAGCGCGAGAGCGACAUGGCGACACAGCUCGCAAACCCGGGGGCGCUGAACGAGAAGAUAGAGGAGAUUCAGAAGGAGAUAUACGCGUGUCAGCAGCAGCUGCAGAUCUCCGAGGAGCGCCUCAGGCUGUUCGAGCCGGACCCCGCCGCGUUCGGUUCCAUGGGCGAGAUCGACAAUUGCGAGAAGUUCCUCAUGGACAUGCUCACCCGCGUCGUCGAGAGGAAGAACUACCUGCUCAGCAACCUGGCCCCGUUCGACCCAACGGCGCCCGGGAUGCAGGGCGGGAACGAGGCGCAGAUGUACGUGCACGCGAUGAAGACGGAGGAAGGCGGCGGCAUGGGCACGUUCGCCGGCGACGCCGCCGCGCUGUGGGGCUCUGACGACGGGCAAAACCCCGGCCACCAGAUCUUCGGCGGGACCGACCCGAUGAUCUACCUCAGCGACCCGGACGUGUACGACGGCAAAUCGCAGGUGGCCGGGAUGCACGGCGGCGACGGCGAUGUCGGGGGCAGCAGCCAGACGGCGGAUCCGUGGCGGCAGGCGUACAGCUACACCGAGCUGCUCUCCACGCUCAUCCCCAACACGCCCUUCCCUCUCAUGCAGCACUGCCUGGGCCCUGACGACGGCCAGUACCUGCCGGCCAUGGUGCCGGCGGCGCAGGACCAGCUGGAGGCCUCCGCCAGCUGCUCCUACAACAUGCCCACAAGCGAUGAGAGCGGCACGCCCGUCAUGGCGUACGACGGCGGCGGUGGCGUGCCGCCGCCCAACGUCGGCUGAUCUCAUCGGCCCGCUGGUCCUAUCUAUAUCUAUCGUGACCUAAGCAUGGCGCUGAUGCAAAAUCGACUAUAGCUAGGCAGUGCUAAUGUGUUAGUGGUGGCGCACGCAUCACACGCGUGUAAUAAUAAGAAAAUAACUCUAGUAGAACGAAAUCAUAUUUUCAUAAUAAAUGCUUAAUAAAACCCGGAGAUGUUGUGGAUCAGUCAA